AUGCUCGCCGACGCGCACUACGCGUACCCCGCCGUCGACGCGCACUACGCGCCCCUGUACGCGCCCCCGUACGACUACGCGUACGCGGACAUCGACAUCGACAUCGACGGCGGCAUGGCGUGCGGCCUCGUCGCCGCCGAGCCCCGCGCACGCCCAUGCGCCUCGCAGCCCGACCCGUACUACCCGCACGCGUACGCGUACGACGCGCCCGUGCCCAUGGUGCUCUGCGAGAGCGGGCAGGCGCCGUAUGCGGGCGUGUUCCUCGACGCGCACGAGCACGCGGGCAUGGGCGCGGGCGCGGGCGUCGGGAUCGUGCCCGCGGCGACGUAUGCGGCGUACUAG
This is a messenger RNA of Postia placenta MAD-698-R-SB12, 342 nucleotides long. RefSeq lists its product as hypothetical. NCBI's taxonomy places the organism in Eukaryota, Fungi, Basidiomycota, Agaricomycetes, Polyporales, Adustoporiaceae. The transcript has 2 exons. The coding region runs from base 1 to 342 and encodes 113 amino acids. The record is from RefSeq and is a predicted model, not a curated record.